Molecule: messenger RNA, 954 nt
Organism: Parascedosporium putredinis
Lineage: Eukaryota; Fungi; Ascomycota; Sordariomycetes; Microascales; Microascaceae
Source: the annotation of a GenBank genome assembly
AUGUUUGGCAUGAUCCAGCGCCGCGCCUUCUCCUCCUCCGCGAGGAACCUCUCCAAGGUUGCCGUUCUCGGCGCCGCCGGUGGUAUUGGCCAGCCUCUCUCCCUCCUCCUCAAGCUCAACCCCAAGGUUACCGAGCUCUCUCUACGAUAUCCGUGGAGCUCCCGCCUCGUGCACCAACACACGCAGCCUCGACUAAUAAUCUCUUUAGGUGUCGCCGCUGAUGUCUCCCACGUCAACACCAAGAGCACCGUCAAGGGCUACAGCCCCGAGGGCACCGGUCUCGCCGAGGCCCUCAAGGGCGCCGAGGUCGUCCUCAUCCCCGCCGGUCACUGCCCCAACGCCAACCUCCUCAUCAUCUCCAACCCCGUCAACUCCACCGUCCCCAUCUGCGCCGAGGUCUUCAAGGCCAAGGGUGUCUACAACCCCAAGCGCCUCUUUGGUGUCACCACCCUCGACGUCGUCCGCGCCUCCCGCUUCGUCUCCGAGAUCAAGGGCACCAACCCCAAGGACGAGAACAUCACCGUCGUCGGUGGCCACUCCGGUGUCACCAUCGUCCCCCUCUUCUCCCAGAGCAGCCACCCCGACCUCUCCGCCAACGCUGGUCUCGUCAACCGUGUCCAGUUCGGUGGUGACGAGGUCGUCAAGGCCAAGGACGGUGCUGGCUCCGCCACUCUCUCCAUGGCCAUGGCCGGUGCCCGCAUGGCUGACUCCGUCCUCCGCGCCGCCUCUGGCGAGAAGGGCGUCAUUGAGCCCACCUUUGUCGACUCUCCUCUCUACAAGGACCAGGGCAUCGAGUUCUUCUCCUCCAAGGUCGAGCUCGGCCCCAACGGUGUCGAGAAGAUCCUCCCCGUCGGUGAGGUCGAUGCCACCGAGAAGGGUCUCCUCGAGGCCUGCUUCGGCGACCUCAAGAGCAACAUCGCCAAGGGUGUUGCCUUUGCCAACCAGAAGAACUAA